AUGUCUGGUGAUACUGAGGCCACAUUUAUCUUAUCCUUAGAUGAUGAUGACUCCACAACGGAACCACAAAUUCACAUUAAAACACCAAAUGAAACAACAACUGUUGAAUUUUCUAUAUCCAUCACUGAUGAUGCUGUUGAAGUGAAAGAGGAAUCCAUGACACUGGAGGAACAGUUAGCAUGGUUUAGUGAUUAUCUGGAAAAAGAAUCUCGUAUUUUUGAGGAAAAAUGGACACACCCGAUCCAGAAUAAUGCAACACUAAAUCAAUUCGAUCGGUUAAAAACCUUAGGCACAGGAUCAUUUGGACGUGUGAUGUUAGUGAAAGAUAAGAAGACGCACAUAUAUUAUGCAAUGAAGAUUUUAGAAAAACAAAAGGUGGUUAAAUUAAAGCAGAUUGAACACACUCUGAAUGAGAAGAAGAUUCUACAGGCAAUCAACUUCCCUUUCCUUGUACGUAUGGUUUUCAGCUUCAAAGACAACUCAAAUUUGUACAUGGUACUUGAAUUUGUCAGUGGUGGUGAAAUGUUCUCCUAUUUGAGAAGGGUUGGAAAAUUCAGUGAAGACGACUCCCGAUUUUAUGCAAGUCAAGUUGUACUGGCAUUCGAAUAUCUGCAUUCCUUUGACUUAAUCUACAGAGAUCUAAAACCUGAAAAUUUAUUAAUUGCCAGUGAUGGUUACCUCAAAGUAACUGAUUUUGGUUUCGCUAAAAAAAUAAAAGGUCGAACAUGGACACUGUGCGGUACACCAGAAUAUUUGGCUCCUGAAAUUAUUCUAAGCAAAGGUUACAAUAAAGCAGUGGAUUGGUGGGCACUUGGUAUAUUAGUCUAUGAAAUGGCCUGCGUUUCCGGUAAAGUACGAUUUCCUGGACAUGUUAGCAGUGAUCUGAAAAAUCUUCUUAAACAACUAUUACAAACUGAUUUAACAAAACGUUAUGGAAAUUUGAAAAAUGGUGUUGAUGAUAUCAAGUGUCAUAAAUGGUUUCGACUAACUAACUGGGUUGCAAUAUAUAGAAAAGAAGUAUGCGCUCCGUUCCUACCACCAUGUAAAGGACCUGGUGAUGCAAGCAACUUUGAUGACUAUGAAGAAGAACCUUUAAGAAUAUCCAACUCAAAUUAUUGUGAAAGCGAAUUUAAAGAAUUCUAA
This is a messenger RNA of Heterobilharzia americana, 1143 nucleotides long. The record is from the annotation of a GenBank genome assembly. NCBI's taxonomy places the organism in Eukaryota, Metazoa, Platyhelminthes, Trematoda, Strigeidida, Schistosomatidae.